AUGAAGCCCAACUCGGCAGGCUCCUCCGCAGAGGCCUGCAAAGCUGCAGGGCAGGCACCGCCACAGAAGACUCAGGCCACACCUGUACAGGCCUCUAGGCAGAAGGUCGUGGUGACUGGAGGAGGAGGCUACCUGGGCUUUAGCCUGGGUUCCAGCCUGGCCAAGAGCGGCACUUCUGUCAUCCUGCUCGACCUCCGCCGACCCCAGUGGGAGCUGUGCCCAGGGACCGAGUUCAUCCAGGCUGAUGUCCGCAAUGCGGAAGCCCUGCACCGCGUCUUCGAAGGGGUGGACUGUGUCUUCCAUGUGGCCUCCUACGGAAUGUCUGGUGCUGAGCAGCUGCAAAAAGAGCAGAUUGAGUCUAUAAACGUUGGAGGCACGAAACGAGUGCUUGAUGUUUGUGUCCACCAGCGGGUUCCAAGGCUCAUCUACACCAGCACCGUGAAUGUCACAUUCGGCGGGAAGCCCAUAGAACAAGGCGAUGAGGACUCUGUGCCGUAUUUCCCACUGGAGAAGCACAUGGACCACUACUCCCGAACCAAAGCCAUUGCCGACCAGUUGAUCCUCACGGCCAACGGGACGCCUCUCCCAGGAGGAGGCACUCUGCGGACAUGUGUCCUCCGGCCCCCAGGGAUCUAUGGCCCUGAAGAGCAGAGGCACCUGCCCCGCGUGGCGAGUCACAUCAAGAAGAGGCUGUUUGUGUUCCGAUUUGGGGACCGCAGGACGCGGAUGAACUGGGUCCACGUGCGCAAUCUGGUGCAGGCACACAUGCUGGCGGCCGAGGCCCUCACGGCCGCCAAGGGCUACGUGGCCAGUGGGCAGGCGUACUACAUCAAUGACGGAGAGAGCGUCAACCUCUUCGAGUGGAUGGCCCCACUGUUUGAGAAGCUGGGGUACAGCCAGCCCUGGAUCCAGGUUCCUACUUCCUGGGUUUACCUGUCAGCCACAGUGAUGGAAUACCUGCACCUGGCCCUGAGGCCCAUCUGCAGCCUCCCACCACUGCUCACCCGGAGUGAGGUGCGCAGCGUGGCGGUGACGCACACCUUCCAGAUCGCCAAGGCCCGCGCCCAGCUCGGCUACGCGCCGGACAAGUUCCGCUUCGCGGACGCCGUGGACCGGUACGUGCAGGCGACAGCCGGGCAGACCCGCGGCUCCACGGCGCGGACGCUCCUGCGGCUGCUGCUCGGACUGCUGCUGCUCCUUGGCCUGCCCCUCCUGGUCCUGCACUUCCUAGGCCUGCAGCCGUCCGUCGUCUGACCGUCGUCGCCGGCCUGCCCCUGCGCCUGCCCCUGCUUCGCCGUCAAGGACUGGGACCAGACUCUGCUCGGCCCUCGGAACUUGGGCGCUCCCCCCUUGAGUCCUGGGCUUGUCCAUGCCCCGCCCUCUGGGCGUGGACUGCCCCGGCUCCGCCUCCGGGUUCUGACCCCCUGCCUCUGCCCCGCCCUCUGGGCGGGGACCCGCCCCGGCUCCGCUUCCAGCGUUCUCGCCCCGCCCCUGCCCCGCCUCUUGAGCCAUGGCCACGCCCCUCCCCUGCCCCCCGUGUCUUGGUCUCCCUGUGGCUUGGCCGGGCCCGCCCCGCCUUCCAGGCCUUAUCCCCUCC
Messenger RNA from Hippopotamus amphibius kiboko, 1597 nucleotides. It is a transcript of the gene SDR42E2, whose product is annotated as short chain dehydrogenase/reductase family 42E, member 2. NCBI's taxonomy places the organism in Eukaryota, Metazoa, Chordata, Mammalia, Artiodactyla, Hippopotamidae. Gene Ontology annotation, molecular function: 3-beta-hydroxy-Delta5-steroid dehydrogenase (NAD+) activity. The coding region runs from base 1 to 1254 and encodes 417 amino acids. The record is from RefSeq and is a predicted model, not a curated record. Gene Ontology annotation, biological process: steroid biosynthetic process. The transcript has 12 exons.